Carassius carassius (crucian carp) is the source of this 1023-nucleotide messenger RNA. It is a transcript of the gene srp9, whose product is annotated as signal recognition particle 9. The coding region runs from base 129 to 389 and encodes 86 amino acids. Gene Ontology annotation, molecular function: 7S RNA binding. The transcript is spliced from 3 exons. Gene Ontology annotation, cellular component: signal recognition particle, endoplasmic reticulum targeting. The record is from RefSeq and is a predicted model, not a curated record. Lineage: Eukaryota; Metazoa; Chordata; Actinopteri; Cypriniformes; Cyprinidae. Gene Ontology annotation, biological process: negative regulation of translational elongation; SRP-dependent cotranslational protein targeting to membrane.
AGAGUGGGUUUUUCUACAGCUGAAGGUGGCCAUAUUUUCUGCCACCUGGGUUUUGCUUCAACCAGCUGUAUUUUAGUACGAAGCUAAAUUAUUUAGUAAGAUACCCUUUAUUUAAGGUUGAUUACAUCAUGCCUUAUUAUCAGACGUGGGAAGAGUUUGCGCGAGCGGCAGAAAAACUUUACCUUACGGAUCCAAUGAAGGUCAGAGUGGUUCUGAAAUAUCGACACUGUGAUGGAAAUCUCUGUCUGAAAGUCACAGAUGAUGCUGUGUGUCUGCAGUACAAAACCGACCAAGCCCAAGAUGUAAAGAAGAUCGAGAAACUGCAUGGGAAGCUGAUGAGAUUAAUGGUCUCCAAAGAGUCCCACAGUGGGGCCAUGGAGACGGACUGAACAAAUCUAAGGACCUGUUGGGAUUGGACAAUUGUUUGUUUCUCAGUCCUACUGGCAGUGAAGAGACAUGGAUCUGCAGGAGGAUGGAGAUGAAGUUUGGUUGAUGUUUGACUGUUUACUGAGAAUGUUCAAGAUUUUGCUCGUUUGGAGAGCAAGAAUUGAGAACAUCCUACAAGAGGCUGAUUUCUGUGUUCCUGUUUGGAAGUCGGACUAUGUCAUAAUGAUCAAACAGCUGUUUUCAUUUGGUCUGCCUAUUAUUUAACAUUUGGAAAUGGUAUGUUUUAACUGCGACAACAUCAAGAGAAUACAGUUUGAAGCAGGACCUUCUUAAUUUUAUAGAUUAGAAUAAAAUCCCAGUCCUGAAGUUUAUCUAUGCAUGAUGUACAAUGAACCUAAAUAAAAAAAAAAUUUCCUUCAUAUUUUAUUUUACUCUGCAAGCAUUACUGUGUACUAACAAAUAAUGAGUGUCUUUAAAGAUCAUUUGAAAAGCAAUUGUUAUCAAUAAUUCUGUUUAUUUCAAUAUUUGAUAAUACGCUUCUGUCUAAAAAAACUGUAUUUUUAUAAGAUGAGAGAACAGCUGUGAACUGAAGGGUGUCAGUUUUAUUAAAAUUAAAACUACUCCAAGUUCUCGAAA